Sinocyclocheilus anshuiensis is the source of this 1894-nucleotide messenger RNA. Its product is annotated as FK506-binding protein 3. NCBI's taxonomy places the organism in Eukaryota, Metazoa, Chordata, Actinopteri, Cypriniformes, Cyprinidae. The transcript has 4 exons. Bases 346 to 978 code for a protein of 210 amino acids. The record is from RefSeq and is a predicted model, not a curated record.
GUGUUACCUGUAGCGACGUCUCCAGUCCACUCCUUUCAAACAACGCUCAGGUGAGCAGGAAUCUACCGAUCGUUAAAAACAUCAAAACCAGGAAGGAAGCUAACUGAGGAUCACUCUGUUAACCUACGUUCUAGUUGCAUUAAGGAAUUAACGUGGACUUGAGUGACAAAAUAUUUGAAGAUCCGUGUUAAGAUCACGGAGAAUACACAGCGUUUGCUCUUCAACAUAAUGCGACAGUCUUGUGGGAGGGGCUAGUUUCAGCGACAGGUAACUCUAAUUAUCGGUACACCUGCACGCGAAAGACAGGUUGUGAAUCCGGUCCAGCUUCCUCUUGAGCCCUCCAUCAUGAAGUUUCCUGCACUGCUGUUGGGUUUUGUCUUGGUGUGUAGUCUGGGUAUCGCUGGCUACAUCCAUACCAGACGAAAGCAGGAGACGCAACUGAGUAAACAGGCUUCAUUUCUAGAUAUUAAGUUAAGAGUGACCAGAGAUGUUCUGGGAGAAUACCAAGAUCAGCUGAUCCAGUCCAACACACUGCUGGAAAAAAUAAAAAAAGAGGUGGGCAGUCUAACCAAAGACCUGUCCGUAGCCAAGACCUUUGUAGAGAAGAAAAUAGGUGACAUUGCUGCAUGUAAAGGAGACAAGAAACGAUUAACAGAUGAAAUUGCUGCUGCAGAGUCAGAAAAGAAACAUAUCCAGAUCAAGUUUGUGAAGGAGAAGUCACAGUGGGGAAUCGAAGCUGAAUCUCUAAAAAAACAAAUGGAGCAGUUGAGCACACUUUGCAAGUACAUCGACAAGACGUCUGAGGAGGGAAAGAAACUGUGUAAAAUAACCGAAGAGCCACAACAGCCAGCGGCAAAGCCCAAGGAAACGCAAGCGGAAAAACCCAAGGCUGAGGAAGCUAAAGCUGAGGAACCGAAACCGGAGGAACCAAAAGCGGAGGAGUCAAAAGCUGAACAGCCAAAAGUAGAUGUGGUGUGAAGAAAAACCAAGUGGAUGAGUAUGUGUGUGUUAGGGGAGUGGAGAACAAGACCACGUCAGCGUCCGCUGGAGAAUUGUAUAGGACGAUUAACUAACUUGAACGUCUUGCUUGGGUUGAUCUCCAGCAUUCCAAAGGCAUCCCUGGAAUGACACACACUUUGGGUUCAAGGUUUGACUGACAACAUCACAUGUGGUCUGUCAUAUUCCUCCUGUGUUUUCUGACAAAUAAUUGUGUGUUUAUGAGGAAUAUGGGAUGAUGCAUGUGUGAAAAACAUGUAUUUAUUUUUUGAAAAACUCAAUUUCUUUCUUUUUUUUUCAGAAAAAGAGUGUUAGGUUUCUUUGCUUUCUGGGUGUGUUUGAUUUUUUAUAUUUUCCCCCCUGUAGUUUACCUUGCCUGUGUUACAGUGUCAUUCUGACCCUCCCUCAGGCUCAUUCAUACAUCCCGCUUGUAUCGACCAAUGGGAAAACUCUGACCCUCUUACUGUCACAUCUAAUCAUCCUCACUCUGUUACCCCGGUUACUAUUGUUAUGCAGUCCUGACAACACCGAGUUGAACCAAUCUGAGCCUUCAGUGAAGCAGAAAACCAGUUACGAAGUUGUAAGAGUUGCUGACUCUUGCUCUCCUUUGUUGUAAGUUUUGGUUUUAUGCUGACAUAUUGUGAUGUGUGAUGUAAAAUAAAAAUAAUGUCAGAGUAUGACUGGUCAUUUCUUUUAUGUAUUCUUCCAGUAAAUGGACGUUUACCACUUCGCAAUGUAAAGCUAUUUAAAAUGCUUGUCUAGUCAAUGUAGUCUGCUUUUAAUCUUACUUGCUUGACUAAUGAACUAAUGCUUGAAUAAUUUGUUAUUCUAGGCUGUUUAACCAGUUUGAUGGGUAUAUAAGUUAUGUUGGGUGUUUCAGGUGCAAUGUGGUUUGAGA